Molecule: messenger RNA, 804 nt
Organism: Pocillopora verrucosa
Lineage: Eukaryota; Metazoa; Cnidaria; Anthozoa; Scleractinia; Pocilloporidae
Source: RefSeq, a predicted model, not a curated record
AUGCUCAUUGAUUACAGCUCAGCCACUGAGUCACACAAGCGAGCACUAACGAUCAGACAAACGGUAUUGGGUGAAAAUCAUGAGAACACCGCAGAGAGCUACCAUUGGCUGGGGCUUAACCAAUAUAUGCUUAGUGAUUACAGCUCAGCCACCGAGUCACACAAGCGAGCACUAACGAUCAGACAAACGGUAUUGGGUGAAAAUCAUGAGAACACCGCAGAGAGCUACCAUUGGCUGGGGCUUAACCAAUAUAUGCUUAGUGAUUACAGCUCAGCCACCGAGUCACACAAGCGAGCACUAACGAUCAGACAAACGGUAUUGGGUGAAAAUCAUGAGGACACCGCUAAGAGCUACCACGGGCUGGGGCUUACCCAAUAUAAACUUGGUGAUUACACCUCAGCCACUGAGUCACACAAGCGAGCACUAACGAUCAGACAAACGGUGUUGGGUGAAAAUCAUGAGAACACCGCAGAGAGCUACCAUUGGCUGAGGCUUACCCAAUAUAUGCUUAGUGAUUACAGCUCAGCCACUGAGUCACACAAGCGAGCACUAAACAUCAGACAAAUGGUAUCGGGUGAGGAUCACGAGAAGACUGCUGAGGGCUAUCAUUGGCUGGGGGUUACCCAAUAUAUGCUUAGUGAUUACUCCUCAGCCACUGAGUCACACAAGCGAGCACUAAAGAUCAGACAAACAGUGCUGGGUGAAAAUCAUGAGAAGACCGCUGAGAGCAACCAUUGGCUGGGGUUACCCAAUAUGUGCUUAGUGAUUACACCUCAGCCACAGAGUUACACAAGCGCGCACUGA